AUGGCGGCUGCUCUUCAGCAACACGGGGGGCCCGGGGGAGCUGGGGGCGACGGCGCUGCACCUGGCGCUGACCUUUCCGCCCAAGCUCGAGCAAUCAAGUACAGGAAGUGCCACGCGGUGUUCGAGCGAUACCCUGGCACCCCAAUGGGAAUGCAAAUGCUGGACAAGAUCAAGCAAGACUUCUUGGUUCGUGCAGGCGUGCAAGCGGAGUUCUUCGACACGGCUGGCCGCCGCCUCAUCGCCCCACACGAGCUGAACGUUCGGAAGAACAACAUCCAGAUACAGCGCUUCAAGCGGAGCAUCCUGAAGUACGGGAACAUUCAAGGGGUCCGAGGUGGCGCGAUUGCUGUGCUGUCUUCGGCUCCAGGCGAGAGCAAUGGGGCCCCCCCGUGGAGAAUGCUUACCUAUGGAUCAGUCUCUCGCGCCGUGUACUUGGCGGUGGACGAGAACACGACGGAUCCUGUCCAGAAGAAAAACGUCGAGGCUACGUUGUCGGCGGGCCUUGUCCUCGAUGAGUACGAGAGCGCCAUGCCGAUCGACUGCGCGGAGCACAUCCGCGACUUUUACAACGCCUUCCACGGAGGGGCUGGGAUUACCUUCCUCGAAAUCAUCGACAAAGUUGAGACUGCGGAUUCGGAAUGGAAGGCCCACGCGCACGCGAACGGCAUCACAUUGGGGAAACAAGGCCGAGGGGACGACGGAUGCGCAAAGCAGCUGUCCGACUUCCUUGACAAGCACUACAAGGAGAUCUACGAUACCCGGGAGCUCUUCAUGGCGGCGCGCAGCCUGAUGAACACGUUGAAGAAGCUGGGUAAUAUGUGGCCCAGGUUCCAACAGAUUCUUGGUGGCGAGUGCGACUUCCUUGCCCCCGGCUUGGGUCGCAAGAUGAUGGUCAAAAUGCUGCACUACUGGAGCACGCAGGUGGCUAAGUUGAUUGGAACAGUCCACUGGUCCACCGAGGACCUCGCCAGAUUGUUCAUCCAGGGCGCCAGGUUCAUCUCCCCGACCGAGGACUGCCAGAAUUGGCUCAUCAACAGCAUGAGCACCCAGAACCAGGACAAGAUGAAGCUGAUCGUGACUGAGAUGGCUGACAGCAUUCCGCCACCUCACAAGAAAGCCAAGCAGUCCAAGACCGCAGAGGCCGCGAGCAAUCCGUCCAAUCUGAAGCUGAAGGCCGCCUUGAAGAACGGGGGGGAGCGAGACGUUGCGUGGAUCGACGACGUGCAGGUGAUGCACGUCGAGGCUCGGAGCAACUACGCAGGCGGAGGAGACCCCUUCGACGAUGAUGAGGCGAUGGACCAGAUCUACUCCGCGAGCUUGUUGUUCUGUUGGAACACCAGCAUCAGCAUAUGCGGGAAAAACUUUACCGCCUGGUCAGUGCUGCGGCCGAAGUUGGCAGGCGCAAUUACUUCUGCAAGUGUCUCUGGGAUCAGGCAGUCCGAUUCCGCCGCUACUCGAGGAGCCGGGGCCGCGUCGGCGUCGGCAGACGCAUCUUCUUCGGAGCCGUCAGCGGGACUGUCAGCUGUUGGUGCAGCGCUGCUCCAGGUCCUGGGCAAGGUUACCGGGGAAGAUGAGGUGGCAUCUCGUCGGAAGCUUUCGGGCCAUGCUUCGCCCAUCCCCGUGACAGAGGAAGACAUCACCUCCAGCAUGGCCAUGAUCAAAGAUCCCAUCACAGCGUUCAUGCAGGAGAACCCGCCCUCUAUGAGGAUCAAGUUCCAUCCGUCCUUGACCCAGGCGAGUAUGAAGGUCGAGAUGGCCGCCCAGGAGUUCAAGAACAAGAGCCUCGGCGAGCCGAAGACCCACCCAUCCAUCAGCGACUUGAUGAAGAUCAUCGCGGCUGCGCUACCCUUCAAGCUCGAGUGGAUGGACCUCGCAGCCGACAUCACGGAGUUCACAGUGCAGCAGGGCGGUUUCCCAGGAGCGGCGGUGUCCGACCUCUUCGCAGACGCACAAAGCACCACCGUCUUCGGGCUCCUCCGAGAUAAGUACGCCAUGAGCAUGCUGCAUCAGUUGGUCUCUGAGGAUGGACAGUUCGGACAGUCCAGCCAGAACCCUGCGUCCAAGCACUUGUUUGAUAUCGUGAUGGCCGUGCCGCCGCUGGACUCGAGUACGUUCCAUAUGUUGGGUGUCUGGGACAUGAACCUGAAGGCCAAGUCGAUCGACUACUGGGUGCAGGCAUGGGCAUCAUUAUUUGACGGGAUUGUGAAAGUUGAGAACGCCAGUCCACGCGAUGCUCUUUGGCUUGCUGUGGAGAAGCGUGCCAAGGGGGCCUUCAAGGGGAAGCUCUUCCCCUCCGGCUCACAUGAUUCCCAGCCGACGUCGGAGUCGCAGCCUUCUCAAUCGUCAGUUCAAACUCCGAAAGCCGAGGGCACGCAGACCGCGCCGGAGCCAGAGUCGAAGCCUGAGACGCAGGAGGAUAACAAGCCUGAGACGAAGGAGAAGAAGACCACCACCGUCGAUUCCAUCGUGGGCUUCGACACGGUCAACACGUACAUUGGCACCAACGUACUCGACGCAAUGGAGCUGGAACGGGACACCGACUCACCAGUGAUCAUGAUCCCGAAAAGCCAUUUCCAAGCUGGCAUGCUCAAAGCGCUGUGCAAGGCAAUCGAGUCGCACCUCUUCAUCCGCGAGUUCCAGGUCCAGGGCAGCACGUUCGACAAGAUCAAGGUGGACAGCAGCAACGGGAGGGUCUACGCCGACGCUACGCAGGACACGCAGUUCAAGCUGAGCUUCUGCGGCAACGUGACCUGUUUCAGGACCGACGGGUGUUUGCUGCUGGCGAAGCUUCACAUCAUGGACGAG
This is a messenger RNA of Prorocentrum cordatum, 2805 nucleotides long. The record is from the annotation of a GenBank genome assembly. NCBI's taxonomy places the organism in Eukaryota, Dinophyceae, Prorocentrales, Prorocentraceae.